Molecule: messenger RNA, 3362 nt
Organism: Eruca vesicaria subsp. sativa (arugula)
Lineage: Eukaryota; Viridiplantae; Streptophyta; Magnoliopsida; Brassicales; Brassicaceae
Source: the annotation of a GenBank genome assembly
UCAAACAUGGCUUCCUCAUCCAGAUCUCGUGAAUGUGAAUCCAAGUAUGAUGUCUUCCUCAGUUUCCGAGGUGUAGACACACGUCUUUCCAUCGUCAGCCAUUUGUACGAAGAACUUGUUAGCAGAGGUCUGGUCACCUUCAAAGACGACAAAAGGCUUGAGAUAGGCGAUAACAUAUCUGACGAACUACACAGAGCCAUACAAGGUUUAAAUAAUGUCAUCGUCCUUCUUUCGGAGAAGUACGCUACUUCCAGGUGGUGUUUGAUGGAGCUCCAAUUGAUAAUGGAGCUUCAAAGGGAGGGGAGACUCAGAGUCCUUCCCGUCUUCUAUAAAGUUGAACCCUCUGACGUGAGGCAUCAGAGAGAAUGUUUCAAUCUAGAAAGGUACAAAGGUACCGAGAUGGCGCCCAUGUGGGGAGAAGCUCUUAAUCAGAUCGCAAAUCUUUCAGGCGUGGAAUUCAAAUCCUGCACUGAUGAGGGAACUAUGGUCAGAAUUCUCGCCCAAGAGAUUUCAGAUCGCACGGCAAGGCGUAACAUAGACGCGACACAUAUUGUUGGAGUGGAAAUUCACAUGCAAAGUCUCAAGUAUCUCUUGGACAUGGACUCAGAGUAUGAUGAGGUUCGUAUGAUUGGAAUCUGGGGGAUGGGAGGCAUUGGCAAAACCGCCAUCGCCAAGUGUCUCUAUGGCCAGCUCUCACUUCAGUUUAAAGCCAGAUAUUUCUCACAAGAGGUUAGGGGUAUUCACAAAGACCUUGAUUUACAACAUUUACAAAAGGAACUUCUCUACAGCACCCUCCAAGAGGAAAUUAGUUUGUGGAGCGUGGAAGCUGGAGGCGAAGAAAUAAGGUCGAGACUUAUACACAAAAGUGUUCUCCUUGUGCUUGAUGGUGUGGAUAAAAUAGACCAGGUGCAUGCUCUAGCAAAAGAGACGGCCUGGUUUGGUCCUCGGAGCAUAAUCAUCAUAACCACCCGAGAUAGGGGCUUGCUCCGUAGCUGUGGAGUAGAAACCAUUUAUGAGGUUAAGUGUUUGGACGAUGAGGCUUCCCUGAAGAUGUUUAAGCAGAUUGCUUUUAAAGGAGGAAGUCCUCCUCCUUGUGAUGAUUUUGAGCAACUCUCAGUCCGAGCAGCUGGCCUUGCUCACGGGCUUCCUUCCGCACUUAGAGCCUAUGCCUUGUUUCUCCGUGGAAGGGACAACUCUCCUGGGGAAUGGGAAGAAGCAAUAUGUGGACUUGAAAGUAAUCCUGACGAGAAGGUAAUGGAAGUCUUGAAACUUAGCUAUGAUGGCUUAGCGAAACAACAUCAGAAUGUGUUCCUUCAGGUGGCCUGUCUCUUUAAUGGAGGAACUUUCCAGCGUGUCAUUUCACUACUUGAUGGUUAUGAAGAUGAGAAGAAACUAUGUUUAAAAAUUUUAGCAGAGAAAUCUCUCAUAAAUAUAGCAACCAGUGAAUAUGUAAUCUUGCAUAAGCUGGUUGAACAAAUGGGAAGAGGAAUUAUGCUUGACUGUGGAAAGUUCCUAGGAGAUGCUGAGACUAUUCGUGAUGCACUGGUUUACGAAGACGGAACAAAAGUAACUGAAUGCAUAUCCCUACAUAUAUGUGAGCUGAACUCUCCGUUUUCUAUGGAAAGUGGUUUCAACCGUAUGCGUGGCCUUAAGUUUUUAAAGGUUUACAAGCAUGUUGAAAACAUAAAACCGAAUCUGACGGUCAUUAGAAAUGACAUUAACCUUCCUUAUAGCGUAAGGUUACUCCACUGGGAUUCACUUCCAUUGAGAACAUUUCCUCUCAAGGUUGAUGAAUAUUUUAUUGUUGAACUCAAUCUGCGUCACAGCAGUCUAAAAACAUUCUGGGGUGGAACACCGCAUUUGAAGAAAUUGAAGAGAGUAGAUGUGACAGGAUCUAAGAAGCUCAAGCGACUUCCAAACCUUUCAGAUGUCAAGAAUCUUGAAGAGUUGAUUCUAGAACAAUGCACGCGACUGCAAGGGGUUCCAGAGUCCAUUGGAGAAACGUCUGCCCUACGUAGGCUUAACCUAUCAUACAACGGUGGGCCUGAGAGUCUCAUGUCUGUUGUUAUAAAGGAAGUGUCUGGGACGCAAUGUGUUGCAGUGAUGUUCCCAACUGCAAAUGUGAAAAUGGAACUUACGAACGUAUCGAUAGAGGGAGACAUAGAGUUUCAAUAUCCUUCAUUUUGUGAAGGAAAUGCUGAAUACUUCUCCUUUGGUCCUGUUACAACAAAGAUGAGUCUCCAGCAAGCUCAGCUCAUCUCGGAGUUCAACAAAUUUGUCUCGCUCAAUAUCAAGAGGCUCAGCUACAAAGAGAAAGGCCCACCAAUGGUUUUUCACAGAUUUCCAGAUAUCCUUACCCUGAAAGAGCUAAAACUAAUCAACCUAAACAUUCAAAUAUUACCAGAUGGGAUUGGUCAGUUGGAAUUCUUAGAAAAACUGGACUUGAGUGGAAAUGAUUUUGAGAACUUACCAGAAGCUAUGAGUACACUUCCACUGUUGAAAACUCUAAGGCUUCAAAACUGCAGGAAACUCGAGAAAUUGCCAGAGCUAGCUCAGGUGCAGUCACUCACUCUUUUAAACUGUAGGAACCUCAGAUCAUUGGUGAAACACUCUGAUUCGGGAAGAUACUGUUUGCUUGAGCUUUGCCUUGACAACUGCAACAAUGUUGAGCCAUUCUCGGAUCAGCUUAGUCCUUACACCAAGUUGACAUAUUUAGAUCUCAGCAGCCAUGAUUUUGAGACAUUGCCAUCAAGCAUCUCUGAUCUUACCUCAUUGGUAACUCUCUGUCUCAAUAACUGCAAAAGUCUCAAAUCAGUGGAAGUUCUUCCACAGAGCCUCCAGUUCCUCCAUGCACAUGGCUGUGAUUUACUUGAAGCUGAUGCUUUAGAAAAUUUGAAUGUGAGAAUAAACAAAAAGAUGCCAGGUCAAUCUUUCUCUUCUUAUCCUUAUGCAAGUGUCAUGUCAGCAGCUCCUCACGUAUCAAGUGUCUGCUUCCAAGAAACCGGGAUGUUGAGCCCCGAGCGAGAUCAGCAAGCAACGAAGAGUCGCCUGCCCAAGUUCCUAAGCUGUUUAUUCUAGCUAGUCAUUUCUAAAUGCCACACUUAUGCUUUUCAUUUUGCUCCUGCGUUUUUACCGUGUGAACAGUAUGGUACAGCGCUUUUCCCUUGCAGUGGACUUUGCUUCCUUGGCAAAUCUCUAUUCAAAGAACAAUUAAAAUUCUUGUAUCAGCUCGAUAUUAUGUAUCAUCCAUGUGUUUAAUGCAGAGAUUAUGAUGAUACAGCUGCUGCUGAGGUUGGACCAGGCUUUUGAAAUUUCCCAAAAGUCAGCAUUAGAAAGAAUGAGAAAUCAUUUGCUCUGUGUCA